This is a messenger RNA of Nicotiana tabacum (common tobacco), 801 nucleotides long. Lineage: Eukaryota; Viridiplantae; Streptophyta; Magnoliopsida; Solanales; Solanaceae. The record is from RefSeq and is a predicted model, not a curated record.
AUGAGUACUCUGCAAACUCAUCGCUCUUCCCAACUUCCCCAUAAUCACACACGCCAUUCCUCACCCAAUUAUUAUGGCAAUCACCAACAACAAAGAGGCUAUCGGCGUAAUGUUCAAAGGCGCCCUUAUUACCAGUCUUCUAGACAACAUCAGAGAGUUCACAAUCCAAGCACGAAUUAUCCUUCUUUCGGAGUUGGUUCUUACCCAACAGUAAUUGAUGAAGUUUUUGCUCAACAAUAUUGGAAUCAUACCUCUGCUUUUCAACCUUCUCCGCCAUAUUAUUCAGUUGAUAUGGUCUUAUUACCGACAGUUGUAGUAGACAACCAUGGCCAAUAUGGGCUAAUUUGGAGGUAUUGUCGUGUGCCUAAUUAUGAAUUAAUUGAUGAUAGCUAUGUCACUAAUGAUCCACGUGAGUUGAUAGAUAUUAGUACUGGAAUGCUUGAUCAUCUGAUCGGUCAGCAGGCAAAUUCAGCCUUUGAUUUUGGCUUUCUGUAUGAUCAUCUAUUUGAUCGUGAGGAUGACGUGGAUGGUCAUGAUGAGGAGAAAGAGAACGAUGAUGCUGUAUUGAAGCAUUUGAAAAUAAGAACACAUCAUUCUCUUGCUAAGGAUGGAGUUGUUUCUGAUGUAGAACCCGAAACCUGUGCUAUAUGUCAAUCUGAAUAUGAAGAUGAGGAGAGUAUAGGGAAACUGCAGUGUGGGCACGAGUAUCAUACGGACUGCAUUAAACAAUGGUUGUGGAGGAAGAAAGAUUGUCCAAUGUGUCGUGCUUCGGUUUUGCCUUCACAAGAACAGAGAUUAUAG